Rotaria sordida is the source of this 729-nucleotide messenger RNA. Lineage: Eukaryota; Metazoa; Rotifera; Eurotatoria; Philodinida; Philodinidae. The record is from the annotation of a GenBank genome assembly.
AUGAACUUUCAAAAAGAACGUACAAAUUUAGUUGUAAAGGCUGUUGAAAUAUUUGACAAUGCGAAAUAUUCUGAAACAACACAAGCACCUGAAGCUGCUGUUCCUGUUGAAGAAGUAGCACCAAAUGAAGUUGAAAAGAAAACUGAAGAAGUUGAACCAAAGAAAAAAGAAGAAACACAAAAAAAAACAGCUAGAUCAAAAUUAAAAUUUCUUAAAUAUAUUGCAUCACAAAAUUUGAUGGAAUGUGAUUCACUUACACUUGAUUGUCGUGAUGAUGAUGAUCUUGAAUUAAUAUGGUUACGAAACAAUAAAGAAAUUCCUAAAAAUCCAGAUUUUCGUCAUGAACGUGAAGGAAAUACAUUCAAAUUAAUUGUUACUGCGGUAUUUCCUGAUGAUUCAGGUAUAUUUUCAGCUUUACUAAAAAGUAAAUCAACAAAUAAUGAACAACUUUCUUCUUGUUCAGUUAUUAUUCAAGCUCGUGAUAAAGAAUCACUCGAUCCUAGCUUUGUUCAAUUUCCACAAAGUAUUAGUUUAGAAAAAGAUGGAAAAGCUAAAUUUAAUUGUAAAAUAUCGGGAUCGACACCAAUGACAGCCCAAUGGAAUUUUAAUGAAUUUUCACUUGAAAUUCCUGCUGUUUUAGCAACAGAUCAAGGUCAAUAUUCUGUAAUUAUUUCAAAUGAUAAAGGACAAAUUACAGCUGCAUAUAGUUUACAUGUUGAUCAAUCAUAA